This is a messenger RNA of Cryptotermes secundus, 11473 nucleotides long. Its product is annotated as ethanolaminephosphotransferase 1. The record is from RefSeq and is a predicted model, not a curated record. Bases 195 to 1367 code for a protein of 390 amino acids. Gene Ontology annotation, molecular function: ethanolaminephosphotransferase activity. Gene Ontology annotation, cellular component: endoplasmic reticulum membrane; Golgi apparatus. Gene Ontology annotation, biological process: phosphatidylethanolamine biosynthetic process. Lineage: Eukaryota; Metazoa; Arthropoda; Insecta; Blattodea; Kalotermitidae. The transcript is spliced from 8 exons.
UUCAUAGUCACACUUUUUUAUGUUCAGUUCAGCAAUUCACGCUUGUAGUGUGUGUACUGUGAUAUCUAACAAUUUAUGUAUUUUUAGAUAAUGUGACACACAAAUAAUACGACGAUGUUAUAAUACAUCUGAAUGCAUUCUUGUAACUGUAGUAGGUUGACAUUACAGAAGUGAAAGAAAAUAUAUAUCAAAAAAUGGAAGUGCAGUAUCUGAGUCAAGAACAUUUGUCUGGGUUUGAAAAUUAUAAGUACAGCUCCUUGGAUACUAGCCCACUGAGUAUAUAUGUGAUGCAUCCCUUCUGGAACCAUGUUGUUGAAUGGUGCCCAAAAUGGAUUGCACCAAAUCUCUUGACAUUCGCUGGGUUCCUGUUUACAGUCCUCAAUUUCCUGUUGCUUUCAUACUAUGACUAUAACUUCUAUGCAUCAAGUGAUGAACAUCCAGAGUUUCCAGCAGUCCCUCAAUGGGUGUGGGCUGUGGCAGCCCUUAAUAUAUUUUUAGCAUAUACGUUAGAUGGUAUUGAUGGAAAGCAGGCUCGACGGACCCAGACUACUGGUCCCCUGGGUGAACUGUUUGACCAUGGACUCGAUUCAUGGACAGCAUUCCUAAUUCCAACAUGCAUGUACUCUGUGUUUGGUCGUAGCAUGAAUGGUAUACCUCCGCUCCGAAUGUACUUCUGUCUGUGGAAUAUAUUUGUUAAUUUUUAUCUCUCUCACUGGGAGAAACACAUUACAGGUGUACUGUUCUUGCCAUGGGGUUAUGAUGCCUCAAUGGUGGUAGCCAUUCUCAUAUUUGUAAUUACAUCAGUAUUUGGCCGUCAGGUGUGGGAAUUCAGCUUGCCAGGUGGGAUCUCAUCUGGUCACAUGUUUGAACUAACAUUCUACAUAUGUGCCAUGGCAUCAAACAUACCAAUGUCCUUAUGGAAUAUAUAUAAAUCAUACCGGGAUAGGACAGGAAAGAUGCGGCCAUUCAGUGAGGCAGUGAAGCCGUUAGUACCUGUCACGCUGUUCCUUAUUGUCUGCACGGUGUGGGUCGUUUAUUCUCCUGUAGAUAUAGUAAACCUGGAUCCAAGAUGUGUGUACUUGGUUACUGGAACUAUCUUCUCAAACAUCUGUUGUCGACUGAUAGUGUCUCAAAUGUCAUCAGUGCAUUGUGAUCUGUUCAACUGGCUGAUAAUACCAGUUGGCCUUGUCACAGCUGUCUCUCUAAUGUUACCAUCCACCACUGGAGCCUCCGCUGAGCUGUCCAUGCUGUAUGCUCUGGCAGUCAUCACUACAGUGGCACAUGUGCAUUAUGGAACUUGUGUGGUACGCCAAAUGUGCAGACAUUUUCGAAUCAGCUGUUUCCGCAACCAUCAACACAGAGAAUGACUACUAGCAGACAGCACGUGUUGAACCCUGGUAACAGAUAAAACCGAGAGAUCCCUAAAGAAAGUGAGAGAAAGUUUAUUUGAAACUUCCAGUGUUUUUGGUGAAGAAAUUUAAGAAUUCAGUAGGAAAUGUCUCCAAGCUCCUUUCGUGAUGGGUAAUUCAUUGGACAUCACAUACACAUACUCAUGAAAAUGCAUAUAAUCACAUUCAAUUAAAGAAAAAGGAGAGGAACGAAGCAGUCCUUCCCCUAGAAUCAUCAUACCUCUGUAAAUAUCACAUGCUCAUACACAUUUAAAUGCAUCAACAGAAAUAUUAUAUAUUAUUGCUGCCUGUGUAGUAUAAGUGGUAGUAAGAUACAUAAGUGACUGUGAGCUCUGUACAAGUGCCUAAGAUGACAUGGCUGCAGAGCAACAGAUGCUGCCAUCACUUGCUCACAACACUGCUCCUUAAGAGCUUGGGAGAUGCUGUUGAACAGACUCGAGUAGAAUCAUCAUUAUAUAGCGUCCUUCAGUGUUCAAUGUUCACAGUUCAGUAAAAUGAGAUUUGAGAUUCUCACAGCAUUGAAUACUAAGACUGGAGUCUUCUGGGAUAUGACACCGUGUAGUGCAGUUGAUAGCUCCCAUUGUUUCGCUGGAAAGUACUGUCUCCAUGUUGAGGAUAUGAGAAGUAACAUAAUCUGAAAAUGGAGGCAACAUGUUCCUCUCAGACAUUGUUAAGUAUUGUCAUGUGUAGGGUGGGGUAUGCGUGACCAAAUGAGGCGUUUUAGUUUGGAUGAUUGGAUUUAUUAACAGCUUGGUUACACACUCUAUCUUAUUACACUCAGAUUACAGCUCUAUUGCUGCUUUACACACAUUCCAGUUCCCCUUUGCGCACGCAUUAGGAUUCUCCGUCUCUUCUAGUCGUCUCCUAGCAACAGGUCUCAGCACAGAAACUAGCACUCAAAUAACUACAAGUAUUACACCUAAGCUCUUUCAGUUACACUUCUGGUAUCACUGCACCAUUGCAUACAUAAAGUCUUGGGGUCAUACAGUAAGUCUUCACUGCUGACUCCUCAGCUAUCACUCACUAUCACUGACUAUUACACCCAUAAAAUCUUCCAGUCACACUUUACAUCCUCACAGGCCAACCUCCAGUAUUCUUCUGUCCUCCAUUCCACCACUCGUUUUUGUCUGGUCUGCCCCUCAUCAUGCAGCUUCAAAUUGGACAGCACGGAAACAUCGCGAUCAACAGUACAAAAAAAAUGAACACAAAGAAAAACUGAAGAUUGAGAUAUUCAGUUCGCGCAAACUUAGGAAUUUUUGUGUCCUGAGAAAUAAAUAAUGUUCCUCACUUAAGAGAAAGUGCAAAUUAAGGUGCAGUCACACACUUAUUAUUUGCUUAAUGUCAUUGUCUAGGGGUGUGGGGGUAGGCUUGCAGUCAAAGAGUUCUCAGUUUUAUCUCUAGUCUGGUCUGUGUAGACAUUUCAUCAUCUUACAGACUGAAACUUUUGCCUCUACCAAAGUCAGAACUUUCGGAAUGUGGACAAUACCAGACCCCCUCCUGUGGCACGGGGCCUAUUUUAUAUCAUAGGUCUUCUCUGCUGUCCAUCAUUUUUAUGACUGUCAUAUCACCGAGGGAAACAGAAUCUGUUGUAUGAAUGUCUCCAUCUAAUAUAGAGACUUUACGCCUUCACUCAGGUGUACAGAGGCCAGAACAGUCAAAAGAUGCUGUCUUGAGGAACUAAACAAUUACUUCAUUUUCUCUGUAAUAUUCUUGCCAUGGCUUGCUUAAAAUUCAUUUUGACUCGUCUCGAUUUUGUAGCAUCAAAGAUGGUAUAUUCAUGAGCUGUAAUAUGUCAUCAUCUUCUGUUGUCUACCUGAGAUCUUAAUUGUUGCACAUGUUCUCCUCUUUGCUCUUUUUUAAUCAGUAUCUCACUGCAAAAAUGUGUUUGAAUGUCAUGAUACAGAAAUGUACUUAUUCAGUGUGUGUUUAAUUUACACAGUCAAUUUUCUGAAUAGGAAUGUCACAUUAAAUAUUUAGUAUUUUUCAGUUCUUACUUUGUUUGGAAAGUGUUCUUUCAUAUUUCACAUAUUUGCCUCACUGUAUUCUUUCUUAUAAAAAUGAAGUCAUAAUUAAUCAUGCAAUAAAUGCAAGAAUAAAUAUUUGUGUUUGAAAUGAAAAGUUUGAUAAGUUGACUUGGAAUCUGUGGUGAGAUAGAAUCAAAGUAAAGGCAUAACAGACACAUAAAAUACAACAAACUGACUCGAUGUUCUAUGCACAUUGUGGGCCGAAUUGAAAGAGAAAUUCUUGUUUUUCAAGUCCAUGAUCCACAUAAUGUUACAGUUGGUAAUUUUCACUGAGAACUGGCAUUUAGAUUCUUAUGAUGGUAACAGUACCAACUUUCAUAUAUAUAUUGUUUAUUUGAGAGGUAAUAAUGUAUUUUAAAAUAGGAAUUUGAAAGUUGUGUUUUAUGUACAUUCUCAAGAUUAUAAAUCAUUAUGAUGAUUAUGAAUUACAGAAUAAACAUGGUAAAGCUCAUAUAGGGGUAAACAGAUUAAAAUUUUAUCAGUUAGACUAAAGAAACUUUCCCACUUAAGAAGUCCAGUUACUGUGUAUCAGUAGCUGGCUACAGGCUAAUUUCUUCAACGUUGAUGGAUCAGACGUCAUCUGAUUUCUAGUUAUAUUAAUAACUGAACUAUGGAAACAAAAAUUUAAAUUAUAAUAUGGAAACAUAUUUAAUAUAUGUGUAUAAAUAUAUAUUUCCCCCCACCUUACUUAAAUGCAUAUAUUCCCUUGAGACCUUCUUCAUAUGAUAUAUUUAAUGGCCUUUGAAUGCCCUUUGCUCUCAGAAGGGUAAAACUGCCAGGAAAUAGUUGAGUUAGAGUCAUAAGCUGGUUAUUUGGCUUUUCAGUACAAGUUGAACUUGUGGAUUAAUGUGUAAACUGCUUGCAGAAGAAAUAAAAAUGCUUACUGUACAUAAUCAGGUAUUAAUGUGAGCAUAUUAAAUUUUGUUAUGAUCAGUGUGCAUUACUUAAUAUUUAUUUAGUUAUGAACUUCAUAUGGGUCUUUUACAUGUGUCUGAAAUGCAUCUGCAAACACAUAUAGUUAAUAUCUGCAGGUAACAUUUUCUCUCAUGUUUUUCAUACUUUUAGGGAAGAUAUUUUGUUCGGAAGUGGUUUUUCUCGGUUUUUAUGAACACGUGCUGUCCCUCAGAAGCAUUUUCAGCAGUGAUUUCAACAUAUAAUACUAUGCUACUUUGUUUUGUAGACCAUUUUAUGGUGUCAGUCAUCAGAUGUGUUUGAAAGCAGCAUGCUUGAUUUUAGGGGUUUUUUUUAUAUUGGUCAGUAUGCCUAUAAAAUGAGAUGUUUCUCAAGAAAGCAGUGACCAAUUCAUGUAGAUAAGUUUAAAGGUAUAAUUUCAUACCAUAUAUUGUUUUUUUUUUCUUGUAAAAGCAUUUAUCCUCUUUACAAAAAUGAACAUGUGAUUUUUCUAUGGACGACAUGUAUUCAUCAAUGAAGCAUUGUUUAUCAAAUUUAUUUUGCUACUGUGUUGGGCAGUUUAAGUUAAGUUGUACUGAGAAGUGGUAUGUUGCUGUUGAACAGUAGCUUCUUGGAGCAUUCAUUGACCACAGUCUGACAUAACAGCUAUCUACUCUGCAUCAUAGCAGAAAUAAAUAUGUUGAUUUUCUUUUGUUCCAUCAUAGCUACUUACAGAAAGAUAUAAAGAAUGGAAAGAGCACUCCUUCAUAGGUUUGAGGUUCUCACAGUGGUGAAUAUUUUGAUAAGUCUUCUGUGGUCUUAUGCUGUAUAGUGUGGUAGAUAGGUUCCAAAAUUUGGAAGAAUAGCUGCCUCCAUCUGCUGUCCUGUGGAUGGCACCUAUGCACAAGUGUCACCACCCAGAAGACAGUAGUCUCAGCAGUCCUUCUGACUUGCAGAAGUUGUGUGUUUUGGUUAGGACUGUUAUCCCGGGCAUGCAGAAGCCUCCACUCACAGUCUGGUGGUGAGGAGGUCACCAGUCCUCUUACACUGCAAUCAGACGAGGUAUGUGAGUAUAUGAGUAUAUGUAGGUGGCAUAUAUAUAAACAGUAAUGCCAUAGUAUAUACUCAGACUAACACAGAGUGGUCACUGCACAUAACCACUGUUGACGAAUGCAUCUGAGACAUGAGCUACUCUGCCCAAACGUGCAGACUACUUGUACUGUCUAAGAUGUUUUGGAGAGCCUUUUUUUUUAAAGUAUCACUUAGACUGUGCUAGUAUUUCACCUUAUCUUCAACAGAUGGCACCCAUGUCUUUCUUUGAUCAAGGAAUGCAUUUUACUUAUGAGCAUACACCAAAGGAGAUCUAAAAAUAAGAUAACACUGCAACAGCAGGAAUAUGCUGUCGUUUAAAUAUAGCUGGAAGGGCAGACAGGCUACCAUUUAAAGGAGCUUUCAAGAAGAAUACUGUUUUAUGGGAUGUGAUAUAGCCUGAUAGAAGUUUACUUUGGAGGAAUGUAUUGCUUUUAUCUUUAGGGUGAAAGAGUAAGCAAGGAGCAAGCACUCUCCUUGCUGCUUGCUCUUCACCCUUGAGGAGAGGUAGUACAUUCCUCUGAAACAUUAUUAGCUUCUACCAGACUAAAUGGUAUCACAUCCCAGAAGGUAUUACUCUUCAUAGUCACUCCUGUAAGGCCCUCAGAUCUCACAGUGUUCAAGAAGUAAUCUGUGUGUACUCAGGUUAACACUGAAAUAAUGUUAGGGGUUUUUACAGACAUAGAGCAUACUGUCUCUGUUUCAGACAACGUUAUUGACUGUUAGAAAUGUCUAAAAUAUAUGUUUCUUGGCAUAAACUUGUGAGCACACUGUAAGAAGAACAUGUAACAGGACGGAUAGUCACAAAAGAUGCCAGCGAGUCCGCUUACAGCAGUUGACAAAAUAGGCAUGAAGGCCUAAACUGUUUUUUGUACAUGCCUCCAUAUGUUUAAUCUUCUUAUCAUAAUGGGUUGUCUUUUGUCUUUGAAUGUAAACAUGAUGUUGCAGUGUAAUUGAGAUGAAUUUGUCAGUGGAAUGCUGAGGUUGGAUAUAGCAAGCAUGUGUGAAAUCUCUGAAUGUAUAAAUAUUAAUACUCCAGUAUGUUAACAUGUACAGGUUACAUGCAGCAUUUCAUUUGUAAGAUCUGAAGUUUUCACAGUGGUGAAGAUUGUGGUCUGCUGAGUUAUGGCACUAUGCUGUAGUCUAGUAAGUGGGUACCAUUGUUUUGGAGGAAGAUUUUGCCGCCCUCUUCAGACUUCAACUCUGAAGAUGGAGACAUUUAUGUUCUUGCAAAUGUGGGUACCCACCUAUGAUACAGCAACAUGAUGUCAUUACUGACAAGAACACAACAUGAACAUUUAGUUUGUCUGUAUUAAAGAGAGAAAAUGGUGGAAAUGACUUGCCCAACUGACAUGCAUAUUUAUGCUAAUGACAGUUUGUUAUGCAGAUUAUAAAUACAUGAAAGAAUUACACAGAACACCUCCUGUAGACAAGUAAAGAAGUAAAUGUAAAUGGAACUAAAUAAGGCACAUGAUGCAAAUUGAAAAUCAAUAAAAAUUUUAAAACUGUAAUUAAUCAUUUUAAAAUGUUUCAAAAUUAAGUGUCUGCAAACAGCACUGAAAUGCAAGGUUCAGUAUUAAAUUAAGACAUGAAUAAACUCUGUAAAUGCUUGUUAUCAUUCAGUGGGAGAAGUGUCGUCAUCCCAUCUGUUUCCAAGAUGUUAAGUCAUGAUAUAGAAAACAGUUUAUCCAGUUAUUUUGCAUGGUUGUUAAAUGAGGUCUCUUGCAUUUACUAAAGAACUUAAAUUACAAGUAUCUGAAAACAGAGGGCUCAGGAAAAUAUUUGGGCUGCAGAAAGAUAUAAGUAACAUAUUACAUAAUGAGGAACUUUGUGAGUUAGAUGGUACUGUUAGAUUGGUAAUGUCCUAGAAACUGUGAUGAGCAGGCAUGUGUCUAGGAUGAGGAAGACAGCGAAUUUGUACAGAAUUUUGGAAAAGAAACAUCUUCAGACGUGUCCACUUGGAAGACCAAGAAGAAAAUUGGAGAAUAAUAUUAAGAUUGAUCUUGAGGAGAUUACAAGUAUCUGAAUUGGAUGCAACUGGCUCAGCAGUGUUGAACUUUUGGAAUCUGCAAACAUACUGUUAGCAUACAGAAUAUCAGUUGCCCAUAAUGCAUUGCAAAUACCGAAUAUAUGUAGCUUUGAAAUUACCCGUAGUGACAUGGAACUCCAUGCAGCACAAUCCUUCAUAAGAAACUAAUUGUCUCUCAGCAAGUCAAGAUGAUCCCUGCAUUUUAUGGAACCUUGAAGUUCAUACAAGAGUGGGCCCACUGCCAUUUCUCCUGAGCCAAGUGAAUUCAGUCCACAACCUCCCAUCAGAUUUCUCUCAGACUGGCUUUCACUCUGCUGUGCCACACUAUAUCCUGCUUUAAAGAAAAAAGUAAGCUUUUGAGAUCGCCAUAAUGUCUCUGUAUCUCCCAUUUCAACUUUUGAAUCAGUUGACUGAUUUUCACAAACUCUGUAUGAUUCUUAUUCCAUUGGAGGCCAUCUUGGUGUCAUAAUUUUGAAUUACUUAGUCAGUAGUAAUUACACAGCAGAUACACAAACUUGUGUGAUAUGUAACACCAUGGUGGCCAUGGGAUGAUGAUAGUAACUAUUAAUUAAACCAUUGAAACUAUGCAUAUGAAAUUUGAUAUGGAGGUAGAUCACGAACAUAACAACUUACAUGUUAUAUAUGAAACAUUAGUUACAAACCUGGUGAUAAUCUGAAGCUCUGAGGUUAUAUCAAGCAAAUUUAAUAUAUACAGAACCUGUACAUAAAGCAACAAUAAUAACUUAACAUGAUUAGAAAUCCAUAUGGAUUCAGAAAGUUGGCUUCAUGAGUUUUGCUCAGAACUCCUUGUUAUAUCCUCCUCUCUAUGCAUAAGUCUUCCAAAUGGCUGUACACAUGGGGGUUAUUUGAAAACCUGCCACAAAUCUUUGGCCCAGUCAAGUAGAAAAGAGAUACAUCACUCAUGUCAACAAGCACCAUGUUUGACAGACCAGUAGCAUACAUGCAUAAAUUUCUAUCAUCUAUAGUCCCAAACCCCUGCUAUUGUAUUGAACUUCAGUCAGGCAUGUUCUUCAUGUAUCAAAAUGGCAUGCAAGAGUUACACUUUGAAGUGAGUGUUCAUGUGUGAUAUCCAUGUGAAAAGUAAGGAUAAGUUUCAGGUCUUCACAGUUCCAGAUAGAAAAAAAAUGUUAUACAGUCAUAAUAAGUUUAGGCAGACAAAUCCAUUAUUGACAGAAAAGAACCAAAUUGAAAUUCCAGACAUUCACUGAAGAAAAACUAAAUAGAAUUGGUGAACGUUUCCAACAGAAAUCGUUCAGAUGCCUUACAUGGGAGACUAGGGUUUAAGGGAACUUCACAUGAAUGUGAAUAUUUGAGAGAUUCAUAACAAGAGGGGGCAUUUCUGACAUCUGCCUUCAGUUUGUGAAUUGGGUGGGUUUUGUUUUACAAUUUGGUGGCCUGUAGGCUUAUCAGUAGCACUGUGAGUCCAAAGAAGCACAGUAGCCAUUGACACAAACAGAGUGCAUUUCUCUUGUGACAAUGACCAAAAAAUUACCGGGUAUUUUUCCCCAUUACCAUGUUCCACUAGGAUCCAUCUGGUAGAUUGUUGUUCUGAUCACACUGUGGAGAGAAAUGAUUUACAAAAAUUCAGAUUAUGUCUAGACAUGAGCAGCAACUCCCUCUUUACAUGAGCUUUCUGAUGUGGGUAUCAGCAUGUUUCAGCAUUUAAUAAAAAUCUUGUCAGGUGACCAGACACAUCAGUACAGAGCAGAAGUUCGACAUUUCAGAGACCUCCUCUGCCUCCAUCAUAAGGAUUCAUUAACUGGUGAUGAAGGCACAUAAAGUCUCCAAAAUGCUGAACUUAUUCUUGAAACUCUAGCAGCUGACCACCCAAGAUUUUAUCAUGCUCUGUCACUGUGGAAGCUUCAAGUCUUAUUUCUGUGUGCAUGAAAACCUGUUGAAUACUGCCUGGUUAACUGCUGAGGUUCACACAUCUGAUUGUUUUGUUCUUCUGUUGUAUUACAGUCAGGUUAGAGUGUUGUUCUUGUGACUUGCAGCCAUUCAGUAAAAUUUAAGCAUAAUUAUAUUUCAGUAGUACUGAAUUGUUUGACACUUUAUGUUCAUUGUGGCACACUGUAUAAACAAACUCAUUUUAGUGUUAUUGGUAUUAAUGCAUUUGAAAAUGGUGAUUCCAAACAUUUUCAUUUGACUCAAGUAAUAUUUGAUACAUGGUCAUAUGUGUUGAAAUUGUAGCCUUUAUUUAAAUCACAGAGUUUGGUUGGGUGCAUAAUUGAUGUCUGUAACAGUUAAGUCUUUCACAGUCAGGUAUUUACUUGGUGCAUCAACUGUGUCAGGCCAUAUAGUUUCACAGUAGCAAAAGAAAAAAAAAAGAAUCCCUGCUAAGUUUCAGCAAUUAAGAGAUAGGCAGGAGAUGACAUUGGCUUAAGAUUUUUACCACUUUUCAAUAUGCUUGUGUAACAUAAUUGCACCAUGACCUCUGAGGAGUACCUAGCAAAAGCACAAAUUUAUGUGUCAUGACAAUGAAAGAGUUAACUUAAUGACAGCUGAUUCCAAAUCCUUUACAGUACCUGGAAUGUUUCAGGAGGCUGGAAAAAGUAUAUAUGGAUUUGUUAUUGCCUGUGAUGAUUAUGUAAAAUAAUGAUGUUCAGUUUUGUGUUAGUUCUUCGUCUUCUCUUUGAGUUGCAAAGUUGGUUCACAACGUCAAGAAAUUUGUGUGAAAGAAAAAUAUAAUUUUAGGCAGGGGUUCAUGUGUUCCAAUUUUUGAGGUAAGGUGUACGUAAGAGGAUAAGUUCAGAAAUCACUGUUUUAUGGAGGUACCAUCUUAUAUAACAAAGGAAUCUUAUCAAUCACAUUGUACAGCAUAACAUCGCUGAAGACUGUGACCUUCAUUUCAGCAGUUUUUUUUUUUUCAUUUCAGAUUUCAUGAAAUGAGAAAAGUUAAUCUGCAUUUUAUUCUUACAUUACAUUUGUUUAUAUAAUAUUAACUUGAGUAAAAUCUGCCAUUGUUUCAGUGACAUAGUACAGUAUUUUACAAUGAAUAUGAGAUUUGAGGUUUUCAGAGCAUUGAAAAUUAAGAUCACAGUCCUCUGGGCACUGGUGCCAUGUAAUUUGUUAGAUACGAACAUUUAUAGGGAAACACUGCCUCCGUCUACAGAAUACCCUGGCCAGAGGCUGUGUGCUAUCCCAGAAUGUUAAUACUUAGCUCCCAACUACUGAGACAUCCCAGAAUCCCAUACCUUAUUUUAGAAUAUUCUACGAUGUACUAGCACUUUUAGCCUCUUGCUUGAUCCCCUAACAGUCUGGUCAUGUAGCUACAUGCUGUAUUUUGAGUUUCACAUAAAACUCACAUGACCAUUCCAGAUGUGUUAUAGCUGAUCACAGUUGAUCACUAAUGAUUGUCUUCUGUACUUUGUGACAUUUGCAACAAUGGUUAAAAUACCUUCAGAGUAAUAAUUCAGUGCACCCAGAAGUUAUUUUAUUUCUCACAAGAGGAUGGCAUUUUAGAUAAUUUAUUUUAUUUAAAAAUAAAUGUUAUAUAUUUCACUGCCAUUAAAUCUGUUUUGUGAUUCACAUAUGUUUAUCUGUUUGUUAAGGAAAAUUUUUAAUUAUUCUAUCAUCUGCAUGUAAAAAUACCUUCAUUCUCUAACAUGAUGAUGCAAAUCUAAAUUCUGGAGGGUUUACUUUGGCAAGUUGUCUCUUGCAGUAAUGCUUCUGACUUGUAUUCUGGAGCUGCCUGGCUCAGAUCUUGACUGAGACCCCAACCAUCCUUCUGGGUUUUACAUAUCCCCAUGGCCACUUCAUUGCACAUCCUUUCUAUUUAUUCACCAGUCAUCCUAGCAGUUGGCACUAUGUAGCCUGAGAUACUGACAGCAUCAUUAAAUAAUGAACAAUUAAGUGUGGAAGCUGUUAGCCAGAACUGGGCAAUGCAUGGACUAAUUUGUAAUUAGAGAAAUGUUACCCUAAUAAGUACAUACAUUUUAUAGUAAAAAAUUAAUUUGAUUAUGGCACAGUUGACCACCUUGGCUUAAAACAUUGAAUUGUCUGUGUUCUUA